Molecule: messenger RNA, 4140 nt
Organism: Tetrahymena thermophila SB210
Lineage: Eukaryota; Ciliophora; Oligohymenophorea; Hymenostomatida; Tetrahymenidae
Product: Serine/Threonine kinase domain protein
Exons: 5
Biological process (GO): protein phosphorylation; mitotic DNA damage checkpoint signaling
Cellular component (GO): cytoplasm; nucleus
Molecular function (GO): ATP binding; protein serine/threonine kinase activity
Source: RefSeq, a predicted model, not a curated record
AUGAAUAAUAUCUAAUCACAGGGCAGCGAAUUUUAAGAGGGUUCAUAAAAUAAUAUGAAUAGUAGCACAUCUAGAAAUAAUAAAAUUAUAGUGUAAUCAAGUGAUAUAAACAUAUCUAAUACCUGCUCAAACAGUAUAAGUAAAUAAAACUCAGUAAACAACAACAUUUAAGUUAAUAAUUAGUCAAAUGGUUAAUAACUCAAUUAUUUAUCUUCGAACUCUAAUAAUUAGUCAUAAUAGCAACCUCAUUCGCCUGUAUCGAAUAAAAAUCCUUUAAAUUACACACGACGCAACUUCUUGAAAUACCAGUAACAGUAUCUUGAAUCUAAUAAUAUUUCAAUACCUAGCACAUCAAACAUUCCAACUAACAAAUCACCAACAAAUGGUGCAAGUGCAGGCUCUGUAAUUUAAAAUAUACAUAGUCUACAAUAAUAAUAGGCAUAGCAAAAUUAGCAGCAAAAUUAAGUAAAGUAGAGUGCAAAUCAUAUUUAAAAUUUAAUGCAAAUUUAUACUCCAUUAAGUAGUAAAGCAAUUAAAAGGAGACUUGUUGCUCCUAAUCACUCCUCACUAAAUAGAAGGACCUAUACAGAAAGUGAGGAAAUUCCUAUUUCUUCAGCAGCCGCUAUGUACACUCAACAAGAAAAUAUACUUAGCACAUCAGUUGGAAAUAAUAAUAAUACAAAAUAAUCCAACAGUAAUAAUUUGAAUACAUCAAUAAAUCCUAACAAUUCCUAAUCCUCGAGUAAUGGAAAUGGUUUGUUUUGCUUUACUAACAAAAGAGGAUCCACGAAUACAAGAAAACCUUUUCUUUAGCUCUCAAAUUAGUAAGCUAAUAGCUUUAUACAGUCUUAAAGUUCAAAUAAUAACAGCUAUGUUCAAAACAGCUGUUAAGGUAAUAAUUUUAAUGGGAAUGGAAUUAAUAGUAGUUAAGCAAAUAAUAAUAACUUGCAUCAAAAUGCUUAGCACAAUAAGAGUUAUGACAGACAUAAUAACCAUGAUAGAUCAUUUGAUUUACCUCAAAUUUAAACACCUUCAAGUUAGAUUGAAAAAAAAAACUUUUAAAUUGGAAUCCUAUCUUAACAAUCUGCUUCAUCUUAGGCUCAAAAUGCUUUGUAAAUUUAACAACCUAUUAAAUAGUUGCAAUAAAAUAAUUAUCAUGCUCAUAUUCCCACUCCUUAAAAUAACAACUAAAUUUUAGUAUAAUCAGGCAACUAAGAGCAAAAUAACAGAUUACAUAUUAACAAUGGAAAUCAAAACGAAUCAAAUAUCUCACCUAUCCACACACCUUAUGGCUAGUAAUUAAUCAACCGUGUCAAUAUUACAAGAAUGAAAACAAUUAAUGAUAGAAAGAGCGAUAAUAUUGAGUAUGAUGAUGAAGAACCUACAUUCAGCAGUAUUUAAAAUUAAAAUGAUUAUACUGAUUAAAGUAGUCCUUAAAUAUAAAAGAAUUAAUAAUUUCUCACCAUUUAACAAUAGUCUUAACAGAAAAGCAUUACUUAUUAGUAAAACAAUAACUAAUUUUAGAAUUAAAAUGGGAAUAUGCAAAACGGAGUUAAUAAUAUUUAAACAAAAAAUUAAAAAAUUAAUUAAUAUUUAAAUACUCCUAAUGUAUAAACUCCUAGUUAAAAUAAUACAAAAAAGUAUGUGUUUUAGCAAAAUAGGCCAAGCUAAAAUUAUUCAUCAAAUGCAAGGUCGAUUAGAGAGAGUUCAUUUGCAUCUAGAGCUAGUUCUCCUUUUUAAAAAACUACAAAUAUCAAAACUAGGACAAAAAUAAAAAUUUAAAACAAUAAUUAUGUGAAGAAAGUUCCUAAUAUAAUUACUACUUCAACUCCUCCAAGAUAAAACUCAGUUCUUUAAACUGAAAACUCAAUAUAAAAUAACAUAAAUAAUAGUAUUAAUUAACAAUAUAGCAAUAUUUAAAAGAAUUAGAAUUAAGUUUAUAUAAACUAGAAUAACAAUUAAAAUGCUCUAGCUAAUUAUGGGUCAUUGAAUAAUAAAAAUUUACAAAUUUAAACAAUUCCUGAUAGCUUGGAUGAAAUUGCUUUAAAUUUUUAAAUAGCCUCAAGAAAAAACCGCAAUUAAUCUGUCAGAAACAAUCCUGCAUACUACUAUAAUCGUGGUGAGAAAUUAAUAACAAUACAGAAUGACUAUGAAGAUAUAAGUUCCUAAGCCAGGUAUAGUAACGUCUAAUCAAGCUAAGGAAACCAUUAAAAUAAUCUUUAAUCUCAGUUUUCUUAAUCUCCGUAAAAAAUAGAGAAAAAAAAUUUAUUUCCUCAAUCAUCUAAGCAUUCUACUAACUAGCAGCUAUUCGAAAAAAGCAUUAUUGUACAGAGAGAGAAGCAAGAAUUAAUAUAAAAAGAGUAGCUAGUUAGAUAAAAAUUUAUUUAGUAGCAAUUAUAGAAAAGAAGUUAGAAUGGCUAAGAUAACUAGAAUCUUUAGAUUAAUAAGAUUUCCAAUUUAUAAACCAAAGAAGAAAGAUAAAAAUAUUAGAAAUCAAUCCUUUCAGGAAACUCUGAAAGCCCUUAAGGAAGCUAAGAAAAUACAUAUAAUAACUAAGAAAGUUUUUUACUAGAUCACAAACACUCAAAAAAUUUUGAAAAAGAUAUAAUUACUAAUGAAAAUAUUAGCAUAGUAGCUGAGAAACUACCAAAGUUUAAGUUAGAUAAAAGACCUUCACGUCUAGGAGAGCAAGAAACUAUAUAAGAGAGAGAACCUUCUAUUCCUAAAAGAUUACAAAAUGAAGGAUAUUUAAAUUAAUAAAUAUAAAAUCGCUAAGCUGAAAAAAAGGAAGAUAAAUAAUAAGAUAAAGUAAGCAUUCUUAAAUAAGAAACAUCAUCUUAAAACAGUUAGUAAAAUAAUAAUGAUAAAUAAAAUAAUUCAAAACAAAAAUGGGAUUUAUCAGAAGAAGAAUAUAAUAACUUUGGUGAUAGAUUUCCCAAAACUCUUAUAAAAAAGAAGCUUCUUGGAAGGGGUGGCUUUGCACUUGUAUGGUUAGGUGAAGAUAAGUAAACUAAAGAAAACUAUGCAGUUAAGUAGAUUCUAAGUAGUAAUGCUCACUAGACUCACAUAAAGGAAAUAUGGUUUGGCUCUUUCUUUUUCAAAAAUGGUGUAGCCAAAGAAAAAUACUAAAUGUAUAGGGGUGUCAAUAAUUUAUCUAAAAUGAUGAAUUAUGAAAUUAAAUAAGUUGAUACCUGGAUUUACUAUGAGCUCUGUGGCGAAUCUCUUGGAAGUAGUCUAUAUGAAUUGAAGGGAGAAGGAUACAGAGGUGAAGAGAGAGUAUAUAGAGUACAUUACAAAAAACUUUAUUAGAGCAUCAAAAGGGAUCUUAGGUAGUUUAAAAAGUUAAUUUUUGAACUUGCACAUGCUUUGUGGCUACUAUCUGAUUAAAGAAUUGUUCAUUCAGAUUUAAAAACAGAAAAUAUACUAGUAAAAACAAAAGAUAAUGGAGGCUUCACAGAGAUAGAGUAGGUAAAGCUGAUAGAUUACGGAAGUAGCUUUACAUUUGGUAACUUAAAACAUUUUUCUAUGGCUACUCCUGAAUAUAUGGCUCCCGAAAUAUUAAAUUUUAUUCUUUACCAGAAUUAACUUAGACACAUUCCUUAUUUGCUUGAAUAUUUAAAGAACUAUUAAAAGACUUACGUUAUUGAUAUUUGGAGUUUAGGGUGUGUAAUGAUGGAAAUAAUCAGUGGUAUUCCUUUAUGGAUGAGCUUAAAAACUAUAGUUAAGCACAAGGGAUAAGAGUUAAUUCGUCAUGGCUUAUUUGCUGCUAAAGGCAGAGUUUUUGAAAAUAUUAUCGAAAAAUAGAUUGAAGUUGUAAAAAGCAUAGACACUUAUAUUGAUGAGCAUAAUUAUAGUGGAGUUGUAGUUGAUCAAGAUUUAAGAUAUUUAGUCAAAAAAAUGCUUGUUUUAGAUCCAUCUAAAAGAAUAUCUCCAAAAGAGGUGUGUUAAUUUCUCCAUAAAAGCGUUUUAAAUACCGAUUUUGUAGAUAUAACACCAAAUAUUGAAGAUAUCACUAAUUAACAAACAAACAAAAACACCUAGAGUACAGUAGCAUCUAAUAAAAAGGAGGAUUCAGGUAAAACUGAAUUAAUCUCCAUAUAAAAUACUAAUGAAUAAGUAAAGCUUGACAUGUGUUCUUGA